Messenger RNA from Microthlaspi erraticum, 429 nucleotides. The record is from the annotation of a GenBank genome assembly. Lineage: Eukaryota; Viridiplantae; Streptophyta; Magnoliopsida; Brassicales; Brassicaceae.
AUGAUUCUAUGCCUGAAGAACAGCUUAUGGCAAUCAUGUUUUGAAAGAAGUUUUGAUGAGAAGGUCAGGCUAGAAGAAGUCAAGGCUCUGCGUGAGAUGAAAACCUACCUUGAUGCUAGGCACUACUAUUGGGAUGAGCCUUACUUGUACAAGAGAGGACCAAAUAGCAUUUACAGAAGAUGCAUAGCUGAAGAAGAUGUACAAGGAGUUCUAGAAUUGCCAUGGGUCUGCUUAUGGAGGUCACUUUGCCACAUUCAAAACGCGACUAAGGUCUUGAAAGCUGGACUAUGGUGGCCUACUUUGUUCAAGGAUGCAGCAAGCUUCAUUGCCAAGUGUGAUCCAUGCCAAAGGAAAGGAGGGAUCACCAAGAGAGACGAGAUGCCACUAAACCCAAUUCUUGAGGUUGAGAUUUUGAUGUAUGGGGAAUAG